Molecule: messenger RNA, 351 nt
Organism: Gilbertella persicaria
Lineage: Eukaryota; Fungi; Mucoromycota; Mucoromycetes; Mucorales; Choanephoraceae
Exons: 4
Coding region: 1-351 (116 amino acids)
Source: RefSeq, a predicted model, not a curated record
AUGUUGAACUCUCAAAUUAAUUGGUUUAUUGGUCUUUUUUGUCUACUUCAAUUUGUUACUUUGUCUGUAUCCGCCGCAACUUGUGCUGCCGAAGCAAACUUUCAAGGAUGUAAAACAAUUCAGGAAACUGCACUCAAAACAUGUGGGCCUGUUGACUAUGCUUGUCAAUGUAAAGCUCAGAACUUGAUUCGUCAAUGCUAUGAUUUGUGUCCAGAGUAUUCUUCAGACGCGACUAUUCAAAGUGGCGUUGCUGCUGGCAUCUGUGCUGCUGUUCCCUCAAGCUCUUCUGUUGCGUUGCCCUCAGCUACUCUUCGUCCUUCCAAUGUAGUAGCUAGCCACACCUUCUGCUAG